Molecule: messenger RNA, 255 nt
Organism: Anisakis simplex (herring worm)
Lineage: Eukaryota; Metazoa; Nematoda; Chromadorea; Rhabditida; Anisakidae
Source: the annotation of a GenBank genome assembly
GAAAAAGAACGUGAAGCUGCGGCAGCGGCUGCAGCUGCAGCUUUGUUGGAUCAACAACAGAAUCAGAAUCAGCCAGGAAAUGAGGGUGAGGACCACGCGGAUUGUUCAUCGCAACAACCGUCGGUAGCGAAUGCAGCUCAAGAUGCAAGACAUAAGAAGACGAAACGUAAAAUUGUUAUCGAAGUGCUGAGAGUGGCCAACGAUGAGAUCACUCAACAACCUAGCGGCAAGUUUGCGAUUAUUGGACUUGGCUAA